Glossina fuscipes is the source of this 1938-nucleotide messenger RNA. RefSeq names its product T-complex protein 1 subunit delta (gene CCT4). The transcript is spliced from 4 exons. Gene Ontology annotation, biological process: protein folding. Gene Ontology annotation, molecular function: ATP hydrolysis activity; ATP-dependent protein folding chaperone; ATP binding. The record is from RefSeq and is a predicted model, not a curated record. Gene Ontology annotation, cellular component: chaperonin-containing T-complex. Lineage: Eukaryota; Metazoa; Arthropoda; Insecta; Diptera; Glossinidae. The coding region runs from base 151 to 1746 and encodes 531 amino acids.
UCCAAACAUUUCCAUCUUCAAAAUAAUUAACUAGCAGGCAAAUUGACAGAUAUUUUUUAUACGGGGAGAGAAUUUAUAAUCGGCGAAAAUCCAUUGAUUAAAGAUAGUGACACAUUAUAAAAACAUCACGAAAAAAUUCUCUAAAUAAUAAUGACUCCUAAAUUGGAUAACGUUAUGAUGAAACCCAAAGGACAAGCCUUUAAAGAUAAAUCCAAACCGGCAGAUGUUCGUUUAUCCAAUAUUCAAGCAGCCAAAGCUGUUUCGGAUGCGAUUCGAACAAGUUUGGGUCCCCGUGGCAUGGAUAAAAUGAUCCAAGCCAGUAAUGGCGAAGUUUCGAUUACCAAUGACGGCGCAACCAUUUUAAAGCAAAUGAAUGUUAUCCAUCCUGCUGCCAAAAUGUUAGUUGAAUUAUCGCGUGCCCAAGAUGUAGAGGCCGGGGACGGCACAACUUCUGUUGUAGUCAUAGCCGGUGCUCUGCUAGAAGCUAGUGAGAAACUUUUACAGAAAGGAAUUCAUCCUACAGCCAUCUCCGAUUCAUUUCAGCGAUGUGCUUUAAAGGCUAUUGAGAUAUUGAAUGAGAUGUCGACGCCUAUAGAACUGAGCGAUCGUGAAACAUUAAUAAAAAGUGCCUCGACGUCACUUAAUUCAAAAGUCGUCUCACAACAGAGCAGUUUAUUGGCACCCAUUGCUGUCGAUGCGGUAUUGAAAGUUACCGAACCAGGUAAAGAGAAAGCCGUGGACCUUAAAAAUAUCAAAGUCAUUCAAAGUUUGGGAGGUACGGUAGAAGACACAGAACUAAUAGAUGGUUUAGUCUUUACUUCACGUUCAGCUGGCACAAAUGCUCCAAAACGCAUUGAGAAGGCUAAAAUCGGUUUAAUUCAAUUUUGCAUAUCGGCACCGAAAACUGAUAUGGAUCACACAGUCAUUGUCUCGGAUUACGCCGCUAUGGAUAGAGUGUUAAAAGAGGAGCGCGCUUACAUACUGAAUAUAGUUAAACAAAUUAAAAAGGCUGGCUGUAAUGUGUUGUUAGUGCAGAAGUCCAUUUUACGUGACGCUGUUUCGGAUUUGGCCCAACAUUUUUUGGAUAAAAUAAAGUGCAUGGUAGUCAAAGAUGUGGAGCGCGAUGAUAUUGAAUUCGUUUGUAAGACUUUGAAUUGUCGUCCAAUUGCUUCAUUGGAUCAUUUUGUCGCCGAAAAUUUGGUUAAUGCCGAGUUGGUGGAGGAAUUCAGCACCGGGGCAAAUAAAUUUGUUAAAAUCACUGGUAUACAAAAUCCUGGCCGCACUGUUUCAAUUAUCUGCCGGGGCUCGAAUAAACUUGUCCUGGAAGAGGCAGCGCGUUCUUUGCAUGACGCCUUGUGCGUGGUGCGUUGUUUGGUAAAGCAGAAGGCUCAGAUUGUCGGCGGCGGAGCACCAGAAAUUGAAAUGGCUUUACAAUUAGCUUCUUACGCCGUUGAAGGUGUAGAUGCAUACUGCUUCAGGGCUUUUGCCGACGCCCUUGAAGUUAUACCGUGUACAUUGGCCGAGAAUGCUGGCCUUAAUCCUAUUUCCACUGUGACGGAAUUGAGAAAUCGCCAUGCUCAAGGUGAGAAGUCCGCUGGCAUUAAUGUACGCAAAGGGGCUAUUACCGACAUAUUUGCCGAGAAUGUUGUUCAACCAGCUUUGGUUAGUACUUCGGCCAUAUCCUUGGCUACAGAAACUGUACGCUCGAUUUUGAAAAUCGACGACAUCGUCAACACCGUUUCUUAGAGCGAUAAUGAAAAAUUCAUCAAUUGAAAAUUCAUGUUACUUGUAUUUCAUUGAACUCUUAUUUCAUAAAAAUUGUAAUCGUUUGUGACGUCUGAGCCUAAUGAUCAAUAAUUCUCUAAAUUUCACCCAUCGCUGUCACCUUAACGAAAAUUUAAAGGAACUAAAUAAAUGCAUUUGCAAUUUAAAACAUUU